This is a messenger RNA of Pelobates fuscus (common spadefoot toad), 986 nucleotides long. RefSeq names its product endothelial differentiation related factor 1 (gene EDF1). Gene Ontology annotation, cellular component: nucleus. Bases 64 to 510 code for a protein of 148 amino acids. Gene Ontology annotation, molecular function: DNA binding. NCBI's taxonomy places the organism in Eukaryota, Metazoa, Chordata, Amphibia, Anura, Pelobatidae. The record is from RefSeq and is a predicted model, not a curated record. The transcript is spliced from 5 exons.
GGGCGGGGUUUGGUGCUUGGCGUUGCUGUGCUCGGGUGGAUCACAGGAGAGAUCGCUGCAGACAUGGCGGAGAGUGACUGGGACACCGUGACCGUGCUCAGGAAGAAGGGGCCGACCGCCGCACAGGCCAAGUCCAAACAGGCCAUUAUAGCUGCACAGAGAAAAGGAGAUGAUGUCGAAACCUCCAAAAAAUGGUCCGCAGGUCAGAACAAACAGCACACCAUCACAAAGAAUACGGCCAAACUGGACCGGGAAACAGAAGAACUGCAUCAUGACAGAGUCUCUUUGGAAGUGGGAAAGGUCAUCCAGCAGAGCAGACAGGGUGUCGGGAUGACCCAGAAGGACUUGGCCACUAAAAUCAACGAGAAACCCCAGGUAAUUGCUGAUUAUGAAAGUGGAAAGGCCAUUCCCAGCAACCAAGUCAUGGGCAAGAUUGAAAGGGCACUGGGAGUAAAACUUCGUGGAAGGGACAUUGGAAAACCCCUUGAGGCCCUCCCAAAAAAGAAAUGAAAACAAAGCCUCGAAAUCAGUGCUCACCAGCUGAUCUCGACUGGUCGGUUUGUGCCGAAUCGGCCAGGAUGUUUCCGCAUUGCCAAGCUGAGCGCAGCUCUUUCAGACUAUACUAUUUGGGGGUUUGCGUAUAAUCAAAUCUUCUUACCUGCUGUAAAGAAAUGUAUGUAGUUCCUUUCUACCAAAUGGAAAAAAUUGCUACAGUUUAAUAUUACCCCACCCCGCAGUAGGGCAGGAUCCACAGGGAAUAAUGUUUGGGCGUGAUUUGCUAUUUGGAUAACAUGGGAAUUGGGGAAGGGAAGAAAAAAAAAAUGUCCUUUCUCCAACAGAUACAAGCCAACAUAAUACUUUUUAAUUUUUGCAAAAAGGAGGGCUUGGCGAGGAUGGGAGUUUGAGGAACAUUCCUGUUGGUCACUUUAAUAUACCACAUCCCUUCUUUAAUGUAAUCGUAAAAUAAAGUUUGUUAUCCUUCUUCA